This is a messenger RNA of Aspergillus oryzae RIB40, 396 nucleotides long. RefSeq lists its product as uncharacterized. The transcript is spliced from 4 exons. The coding region runs from base 1 to 396 and encodes 131 amino acids. Lineage: Eukaryota; Fungi; Ascomycota; Eurotiomycetes; Eurotiales; Aspergillaceae. The record is from RefSeq and is a predicted model, not a curated record.
AUGCUGGUAAAGUGGUAUUUAAGAAAUCAUUCAUCAUCGGCUAGGUUGGGAGCUUCUUCGUGUGCUAGAACAAGUGUUGAAGCAGUGGACCUCGACAAAGUGGCCAAGGCCCUGAGUCGUGCGCCAUCAAUUGCUGACGGAGACGCCCUAAUUCCUAAUGAUCGUUUGUUCAGCGCUCUGGGCACAAGGAACAACCGUGGAACAUUUCUUCUGACCGAGAAGUCCUUGAAUAUUGUAAAGGGCAAAAUUUUCGACAUUGAAGAUAAGGACGAUAUCUUUAAUGGCGUGAUUCAUAAUCCGACAGAUCCGAGAAAAUUUGACAAAGCAUUGGACCUAGUUGCUAAAAGCGGUACCAAGGAGGAAGAGCUUUUUGAUUUCAUUCGGAGGAUCGAAUGA